Molecule: messenger RNA, 849 nt
Organism: Marchantia polymorpha subsp. ruderalis
Lineage: Eukaryota; Viridiplantae; Streptophyta; Marchantiopsida; Marchantiales; Marchantiaceae
Source: the annotation of a GenBank genome assembly
CUGGACUUGCAUCCCGAGCCAAUAACGGAGCAGAAAAAGCGUGAUCUACGAUACAGGGCCCCUCACCUCGAUCAAAGACAAGGAUAUGAUCUUUAUCAAGGAGAAGGUGUCCUGGGAGCUUCCUGCCGAAGCUGGGAAUCAUUCCAACCGCGAAGACUUUCUGUGGCAGACUGCGGACGGAACGGGCUUGUCAGUGUCUCCGAUCUCGUCCCAGGAACUGGGUCUUCAAGCAGACACGAUUGCAUUAAAUCCACUUCCGAGUGUGGCUAGUUCGAGCCCCAAUGGCACUGAUGGCCAUGAACUAUCGAAGUUCUGAUUCGCGGGACUGUCGAUGGCCCAAAGUCUUUCGAGCUUGCAUUCGGUCUAGAUGAACCUUCGGCCGUGAUAUAUUUUGUUCCGUCAACAAGUUACGCGACGAAGAAAGAGAGGAAACCACCCGCACAGUGGGAGCUGUCUCCGUGUCGUUGUCUGCUGGCACAACCGCAGAACGUUGAUUGUGGUGUAAGACAGUCUCACGCAGCCCCAGCCAUUCCUUACAGGCCAAACUCUCCUCCUGACCGUGCCCCAUAUCAUAUGGGGCACGGUCACAUCACGGAUCACAUAUGGGCCAUUUGUGAUCCAGCAGCCGACAUGUCGCUGGGUGGCGCCUUGGGUUCCAACUUUUUGAUUGACAUUAGUCGAAGGAUGAGCUUGUGCAUCAAUUGCGGAAAUGUUGCGCACUUUAGUUUGCUUCUCGAAACCAGGUUGUGUAAGUUUUUAUGAUUGUCGAAGAAUGAGCUUGUGCAUCGAUUGCGGAGAUGUUUCGUGCGCCAACAAAAAAUUGCUCUCUCGAAAGCAGGUUGUGCCAGG